Vigna unguiculata (cowpea) is the source of this 1233-nucleotide messenger RNA. RefSeq names its product SNF1-related protein kinase regulatory subunit beta-2-like. The record is from RefSeq and is a predicted model, not a curated record. Gene Ontology annotation, molecular function: protein binding. NCBI's taxonomy places the organism in Eukaryota, Viridiplantae, Streptophyta, Magnoliopsida, Fabales, Fabaceae.
AGGAUGUUCUGGAAAUUUUAGUUUUUAAGAAUGACACACUUAGUUUUUGUUUAUAAAGGUGGUUAAGUAACGAAGGAUCUUAAAGAAAAGAAAGAAAUGAGGAGGUGGUGAUGCUGUUGCAGGGUGUUGCUCCGCCCUCCAAACACAUCGGCGAAUUUUCUUUUCUUCUUCUUCUUUCUUUUAUUCUUUAAGUUGCAGUUUUUUCGCUUUCACUGGUUAUUCUUCCUUUGAGUUGAGAAUGGGUAAUGUGAACGUGCGUGGUUCUGAAGAAGAAGCAGAAGAAGCUUCUGCUGAUGGGAACGCGAUGCCUCACUCUCCUCCCACCAUCUCUCCCUUCGUAUUCACUCCUCAGCUUCCUGAGGUUCCGCUACAAACAUCUGAGGAGAUGCAUGUCCCCAGUUAUUCCUCGGUGGAGACAACUUCAGGGUAUGAAGAUAUGUUCAGUGAACCGGGAAUUCCAACUAUGAUUACUUGGAGUUAUGGUGGAAAGGAAGUAGCUGUGGAGGGAUCGUGGGAUAAUUGGAAAGCAAGAAUGCCCCUGCAGAGAUCAGGGAAAGACUUUGCAAUAAUGAAGGUAUUGCCAUCUGGGGUUUACCAGUUCAGAUUUAUUGUGGAUGGACUGAAGAGGUAUACUCCAGACUCGCCUUGGGCCCGUGAUGAUGCCGGGAAUGCUUACAACAUCUUGGACUUACAGGAUUAUGUUCCUGAAGAUAUUGGAAGCAUUUCUAGUUUUGAGCCUCCUCAAUCACCAGAGUCGAGCUAUGAUAACUUACAGCUUAGUUCUGAAGAUUAUGCUAAGGAGCCACCGUUGGUUCCUCCACUCUUGCAAAUGACACUGCUAAAUGUGGCUGAAACAAAUAUGGAAAUCCAACCUCCUUUGUCAAGACCUCAACAUGGAGUGCUGAAUCAUCUUUACACGCAGAAAGGAAAGAGCAGUCCUACAGUUGUUGGUCUUGGUACAACUCAUCGGUUUCUAGCCAAAUAUGUCACUGUGGUGCUGUACAAGUCCUUGUAAGGUAAACCAUAUACAUAAAUCAUAUGGAACACACUUUUAGCGCUUUCUAUUAUUUUAUAGAGAAUUUUGUUUAGGCAUAGUUACAAGAGAGAAAUGAAAAGCAACAUAAGGAUCACCACAGUCAAGAUUGUAUUAUAUAUAAUGCAACUGCUUGAUGCUCAAUCAUCAAACAAUUAAGUUUCAACUCUUAAUUAUUUGCUGCUGCUGUUCUCUAGGAA